Otolemur garnettii (small-eared galago) is the source of this 1659-nucleotide messenger RNA. Its product is annotated as solute carrier family 22 member 24-like. The record is from RefSeq and is a predicted model, not a curated record. The transcript has 10 exons. Gene Ontology annotation, biological process: transmembrane transport. The coding region runs from base 1 to 1659 and encodes 552 amino acids. NCBI's taxonomy places the organism in Eukaryota, Metazoa, Chordata, Mammalia, Primates, Galagidae. Gene Ontology annotation, molecular function: transmembrane transporter activity.
AUGGCUUUUGAGGUGCUCCUGGAUCAAGUUGGAAGCCUGGGCAGAUUCCAGAUCCUUCAGCUGGCUUUAUUUUUCAUCACCAUCAUUUUCCUGUACCCUCAUAUUUUACUGGAGAACUUUACUGCAGCCAUCCCUGAUCAUCGCUGCUGGGUCCACAUCCUCGACAAUGACACUGUCUCCAAUAAUGACACUGGGACUCUUGGCCAGGAUGCCCUCCUGAGAAUCUCCAUCCCACUGGACUCCAACCUGAGACUACAGAAGUGUCGUCGCUUUGUCCUUCCCCAGUGGCAGCUCCUUUACCCAAAUGGGAACUUUUCAAAUAUGAGUGAGCCAGACACAGAGCUCUGUGUGGAUGGUUGGGCGUACGAUCGAAGCUUCUUCUCCUCCACCAUUGUGACUGAGUGGGACCUGGUGUGUGAAGCUAAGUUACAGAAAUCAGUGGCUCAAUUCCUACUUAUGGCUGGUUCACUCCUGGGAGGUCUGGUAUAUGGCUAUCUUUCAGACAGGUUUGGACGGAAGAUCAUUUGCAGAUGGUGUAUCCUCCAGCUGGCCAUCUCUGACACCUGUGCAGCCUUUGCCCCUAACUUUCUCAUUUACUGCUCACUACGCUUCUUGGCAGGGUUCUGUAUAAUGUCUUCUUUAACAAACCUCUAUGCUUUGGCUUUAGAGUGGACAAAUCCCCAGUCACAAUCUAUGGCUCUAACACUGCUAUCAACUGCCUAUAGUAUUGGGCAGAUGCUCCUGGGAGGAAUGGCCUUUGCCAUUCGAGACUGGCGUACACUGCAACUGACAUUGUCUAUACCCUUGUUUGUCUUCUUCUUGUCUUCCAGGUGGAUGGUGGAGUCUGCCCGGUGGCUGAUUAUCAAUAAUCAGCUAGAUGAGGGCUUAAAGGAACUUAGAAGAGUUGCACACAUAAAUGGAAAAAUGGUUUCUGGAGAAAUCCUGACCACUGAGUUUCUGAGAUCCACCAUGCAGGAGGAGUUGGAUAGCAUCCAGAUCAAAGCAUCCAUUUCAUUCUUGUUCCGUGCACCUAAACUGAGAAUGAGAGUCCUCUACAUGUCUCUUGUGAAUGUGAUGACGAUUGUGCCCUAUUAUGGCCUAAUACUCAAUUUGGAGCACUUGGGAAGAAAUGUCUACGUGUUCCAGGUUCUCUUUGGUGCUGUCACAUUCAUAAGCAGAUUUGUUGCCCUUUGGACACUCAAUCAUAUGGAUCGUCAAAUAAGCGCGAUGUUGUUUAUGUUCCUGGUAGGACUGUUCAUUCUGGUCAACACCUUUUUGUCUCAAGAAAUGCAGAUGCUACGUGUGGCUCUAGCAACUUUGGGAAUUGGUACUCUUUCUGCUGCUCUUACCAGCUUUGGUGUCCACAGCGCCGAGCUCAUCCCCACCAUAGUCAGGGCAACAGUUGGAGGAAUUUGUACACUGUCCACUAGAAUUGGGGCAACACUGGCUCCUUUGCUGAUGACCCUAAUGACAUAUUCUCCCCACCUGCCCUGGAUUACUUAUGGAGUCUUCCCUAUUGUUGCUGGCCUUGUUGUCCUCCUUCUCCCAGAAACCAGGAACUUGCCCCUUCCUAACACCAUAGAAGACGUGGAAAAUGACAGAAAAGAAACAAGAAAUGUAGAACAGGAAGACACUUGCAUGAAAGUUACACAAUUUUAA